Cylicocyclus nassatus is the source of this 210-nucleotide messenger RNA. NCBI's taxonomy places the organism in Eukaryota, Metazoa, Nematoda, Chromadorea, Rhabditida, Strongylidae. The record is from the annotation of a GenBank genome assembly.
AUGAUUUUAGCGCUUUCUGUCGACUUACUGGUUGCGCUCCUGUUUCCAAUUUGCGAAAUCGAAGUCUUGCAAGGAGAACCAAAGAGUUAUCCGAAGACUACAAGUCCUUCUUAUCAUUUUCGUCUUAUCGUGGUUCAUGUGUUCGCUUGGAGUCGAUCUGGGGCACAUAUUCAACUUGAAAGGAGAAAAGCUCGAAAUUUGGCAAAGUAA